Maylandia zebra (zebra mbuna) is the source of this 3175-nucleotide messenger RNA. RefSeq names its product DnaJ heat shock protein family (Hsp40) member A2b (gene dnaja2b). The record is from RefSeq and is a predicted model, not a curated record. Gene Ontology annotation, molecular function: Hsp70 protein binding; ATP binding. Gene Ontology annotation, biological process: response to heat; protein folding. Lineage: Eukaryota; Metazoa; Chordata; Actinopteri; Cichliformes; Cichlidae.
CGGACAGUCCCAGCCGGUAGAUCCGCGUAUCGUCGCACAGCUGAACCUCCUCCGGAGAAGGUCUCUCUGUAGUUGCCGGUUAGCGUCAUGUCGGGCGUUGUGGAUACUAAAUUGUACGACAUCCUCGGAGUUUCGCCGUCUGCGUCUGAAAAUGAACUUAAAAAGGCCUACCGCAAAUUGGCCAAAGAGUACCACCCUGACAAGAACCCUGAAGCUGGAGACAAGUUUAAAGAGAUAAGUUUUGCAUAUGAGGUAUUGACAAACCCAGAAAAAAAGGAGCUUUAUGACCGCUAUGGAGAGCAAGGCUUACGGGAGGGAGGAGGAGGAGGACCUGGCAUGGAGGAUAUCUUCUCUCACAUUUUUGGUGGAGGACUGUUUGGGUUCAUGGGGGGACAAGGAAGAGGACGCAAUGGAGGCAGGAGGAGAGGAGAUGAUAUGGUACACCCGCUGAAGGUUUCUCUUGAAGACUUGUACAAUGGUAAAACCACAAAACUGCAGCUCAGUAAGAAUGUGCUGUGUAGUGCCUGUAAUGGUCAGGGUGGUAAGGCAGGAGCUGUGCAGAAGUGUGUAGCAUGCAGAGGACGGGGCAUGAGAAUCAUGAUUAGACAGCUGGCCCCAGGAAUGGUUCAGCAGAUGCAGUCAGUCUGCACAGAUUGCAAUGGGGAGGGUGAAGUGAUAAAUGAAAAGGACCGCUGCAGAAAGUGUGAGGGUCAUAAAGUCUGUAAGGAGACUAAGGUUCUUGAAGUUCACGUGGACAAAGGCAUGAGACAUGGACAGAAGAUCACAUUCACUGGAGAAGCUGACCAAGCACCAGGCAUGGAACCAGGAGAUAUAGUUCUGGUGCUGCAAGAGAAAGAACAUGAGGAUUUCCGCCGUGAUGGCAGCGAUCUUCACAUGGUUCAUCGUAUCGGCCUGGUUGAGGCUCUGUGCGGCUUCCAGUUCACAGUCACACACCUCGACGGACGUCAGUUGCUUGUUAAAUACCCACCUGGAAAGGUCAUUGAGCCAGGCUGCAUUCGAGUGGUGAAAGGAGAGGGGAUGCCUCAGUACAGAAAUCCAUUUGAGAAGGGAGAUCUUUACAUUAAGUUUGAGGUCCAGUUCCCUGAAAACAAUUGGAUUAACCCUGAAAAGCUGAAUGAACUCGAGUGCUUGCUGCCUGCCCGUGCGGAGACUCCCGUUAUUGCAGCAGAUGCCGAGGAAGUUGACCUAACAGAUUUUGACAGAAGUCAAGGUUCAGGAAGCGGAGCCAGGAGAGAGGCCUACAAUGAUAGUUCUGAUGAGGAAGGCGGUCAUCAUGGCCCAGGAGUGCAGUGCGCACACCAAUAGAAAGACUACAGACUUGCACACACAUAGAAGCAUAAAAACACAAAAGUCCCAUUGCUAACACCAUUCAAGAUUUGCGACUCAUACAUUUUCCUCCUCUCAAGACUCACAUGAAAAAGAGAAUAUAUAUAUAUAUAAUUUCUUUUUUGUUUUUUAGUCUCACACAAAAUUCCCCCCCCUUCGUUCAGCUCCAUGGUGCCCAUAAGACAGUGAUCCUGGAUGUGUUAUGAUCAUUUUAUGUUUAUGAACAGUAGUGCUCUUCAAAGCCAGCAGCAGGAAGGUGGCCCCAUUUUCAGAGGUUUAUUGAAUUAACAUGAUUUAGAUCCCUUUGUUUUCAUCCUAAAUGUUUAGACUUGUCUUUCCUAUAAUGAAAGGUAAUGUAUAAAAUUCAAUUUUUGUUGACUGUCUUGUAAAAAAUAUAGUUUAAAAUCUUUUACACACAAGCGCAUGCUGCCGUUUGCUAAAGAGCUUGCCCGUGUAAAACUAGGGUCCAGACAUUACAUAAACAUCUGGCACCACAGGUGUUUCGAUUUCAGUGUGUCACCACUAUUAAAGUGCCCUGCUCCCAUCAGCGCUAACCUGAUUAUACGUGUCAUAUUUUGAAAAUGGGAUUUGCUGGUUCUGUUCAGUUCCUAGCUGCCACACACACAUAUUAAAGGCCUGACUAAAGUUACCUGCCUGCCAGGCACAUUUGUUUUUUGUUUUGUUUUUUUCUCAUAUGUAAGCUGUUUUUGUCUAUGUAGGUGUGAAUGAUAAGCCCCUUUUCAGACAUUCAGACAGAGAUAACAUUCAUUAAUCUUUAAAGUGAGAAAAUUAUGCUGUGCAGAUGUAUAGCACUUUAGUUAAGGUUCUUUAAUUGAAGACAAGUAAAUUUUCGAAUGUUUAGUUCUCUCCAAUAGUGUAAAAAGGGGCAGGUUCUGUAUUUGUACUGCAUGGUGCUCCUUGGAGAGCUGUACCCUUCCCCUAACACAUCCACCCAGGGACAAACAUUUCUCUUCUGGAUCAGGAAAAAAGCAUCAUAUACAACUCUUCAAAUUAUAGUCGUUACUGAUUCAAGACACAUGCACAUUCACAGUCUUGCCAUUAUUGAAGAGAGACGAUCAAUGUUCAGACAUGAAGCCGACAAGUUCAGUUGAUUAAUGGAAACAAUUGCAUGUCUGAAGCGGGGGGUUAGUGUGUUUGAGACCUCUGAACUUGAAGUUUUGUGUUCAUUUGAGUGGAGGUCAAACUUGUAUACUACUUGUAUGUGUGUUAUGCAGUGGCUCAGUGUGUGGGAGCUGCUGUGGAAUGUUCCGGCUUAUUAGGGUGGUAGGUAUUCCUGCUUUAUAUUGGACUGCAGUGCGAGUGGAUAUUAUAUAAAGUUAGGGAAGGAGAAAAAAUGUUUAUUUGCUGAGAAUCUUCCCCACAUGGACAGUUUUAUUCUCACCAGGACUGAGAAGUUCUCCUGGCUUGCAGGAAAACCACUGAGCCUGCACCAAACCCUCUAUGUUAUACAUAUCUCCCUAUUCUUGUUAGCCAAACCUUUGUCCCUCAACAUGUUAUAAGAGUCCCACCCCCAUAUACCUGUAAAUAAAUACAGUCCUACUCCACAGGUGCAUUCAGAGUCAACAGCAGUGUCUUUCUUUAGCCACAACUUUUUUUCUUACAUAAUGGUAAUAAAUGUUAUGUUCAGAUGAAGAGAAGUUAAUGGAGCCACUGUAGACUGUUAUCACGCACCUCUGUGACUCAUUGUGUAUUUAAUUUAGCCCACGGGAUAGUCUGUACACAAGGGUCAUUGGUAAAUUACAUUAUUGUUGAUGCUUAUGGUUGUCGAGAUUAUGAUUAAACUGUACAAUAAAUGACUGCAAGUUCA